AUGAUGAUGGACCUUUUCGAAUCCGGCUCCUAUUUCUUCUACUUGGACAGCGACAAUGGAGCCCUGCAGCCGCUCGACAUGGCCGAGGGCUCGCCGCUGUACCAGGGCAGCGACGGCAGCACCCUCUCGCCCGCCUCGUGCCAGGACCCGCUGGGCGCGGAGGCCGCAGGGGGCGGCAGCGACAGCAGCAGCAGCGGCGGCAGCGGCGGCGGCGGCUCCGAGGAGCAGCACGUGCUGGCCCCGCCGGGCCUCCUGCAGGCGCCCCACUGCCCGGGCCAGUGCCUCAUCUGGGCCUGCAAGACGUGCAAAAGGAAAUCGGCGCCCACCGACCGGCGCAAGGCGGCCACGCUGCGCGAGAGGCGGCGCCUCAAGAAGAUCAACGAGGCCUUCGAGGCCCUCAAGAGGAGGACGGUGGCCAACCCCAACCAGCGGCUGCCCAAGGUAGAGAUCCUGCGCAGCGCCAUCAGCUACAUCGAGCGGCUCCAGGACCUCCUGCACCGUCUCGACCAGCAGGACAAGAGCCAGGAGCUGCUCCUGCCCGCCGCCGGCGCCAGCGGCGCCAGCGACUCCUUCGGCUUCGGCGGCUCCAAGCAAGCCAAUAUGCCCGCUCCGGACUUCCUGAGCACCUGCAGCGCCGACUGGCCGAGCGGGUCCGAGCAUUCCCGGGCGCUCGCGAUCGGCGCCAAGGAAGGAGGUUCUUUGGUUGACUCUUCUGCAUCCAGCAGCCUCCGUUGUCUCUCUUCUAUCGUGGACAGUAUCACUUCAGAAGACCGCAAAGUCCCGAACGGGGAGGAAAUGGUGGAAAAGUAG
Varanus komodoensis (Komodo dragon) is the source of this 810-nucleotide messenger RNA. RefSeq names its product myogenic factor 6 (gene MYF6). Gene Ontology annotation, biological process: positive regulation of myoblast differentiation; regulation of transcription by RNA polymerase II; muscle organ development. The transcript has 3 exons. The coding region runs from base 1 to 810 and encodes 269 amino acids. Lineage: Eukaryota; Metazoa; Chordata; Lepidosauria; Squamata; Varanidae. The record is from RefSeq and is a predicted model, not a curated record. Gene Ontology annotation, molecular function: protein dimerization activity; RNA polymerase II cis-regulatory region sequence-specific DNA binding; DNA-binding transcription factor activity, RNA polymerase II-specific.